AUGGCACCUACUGUCACUGUACCCAUGACCUACUAUAUGGAGCAUCUUCCACUGAACAUUAAGGUGCGAAAGCCCUUGGUGGAGAAAUUGCGUAGAGAUCGCAUCAACAACAGCAUUGAACAUCUCAAGACUCUACUGGGUCAGGAGUUCCUGAAGCAGCAUCCAGACUCCAAGCAGGAGAAAGCUGACAUCCUGGAGAUGACUGUCCACUUCCUGAGACAGAAGCAGCAGCAGCAGAAUGCCUCCACCUGCUCCACUGCAGCCAAUGAGGGUUACUCCAGGUGUAUGCAGGAAGCUGUCAACUUCCUGUCCCAGUGUCAUGUGCAGACACAGUCCCAGAGAAGACUGCUGAGCCACUUCCUACACAAGAUGCCUGCAGCGGACAAGAGCACCAGAGUCCAGUCCCGGCCCAGCUCUCCAGUCCGCCACAUCAGCAGCAAAGACAAGACUCCAGGCUGUGCUGCACUCUGGAGGCCCUGGUAGAGCCACAUGGACUCUUACACCAUGCACACCAACAGAAUUUAGAGUGGCAUUCUAUGAAUGACACCAGAAAUUCUACUUCAGUCUUUUGUAUGCAAAAGAAAUAUGAA
Messenger RNA from Engraulis encrasicolus (European anchovy), 590 nucleotides. RefSeq names its product transcription factor HES-5-like. Gene Ontology annotation, cellular component: nucleus. The coding region runs from base 1 to 483 and encodes 160 amino acids. The transcript has 2 exons. Gene Ontology annotation, molecular function: DNA-binding transcription factor activity, RNA polymerase II-specific; protein dimerization activity; RNA polymerase II cis-regulatory region sequence-specific DNA binding. Gene Ontology annotation, biological process: regulation of neurogenesis; anterior/posterior pattern specification; regulation of transcription by RNA polymerase II. NCBI's taxonomy places the organism in Eukaryota, Metazoa, Chordata, Actinopteri, Clupeiformes, Engraulidae. The record is from RefSeq and is a predicted model, not a curated record.